AUGGCAUCCUGGAAAGACACCAACCCACACCUCCAAAUCCUCCGCGCCGCCGAGGCGGGCCGGUACGGCGUCCUCGCCGCCAUCGCCUACAACGUCGAGCAAAUCCUCGGCCUCAUCCGCGCCGCCAACCAAACGCGUUCCCCGCUGAUCCUCCAAUUCUUCCCGUGGGCCAUAACCUGGUCCGACGGGCUUUUGAUCCGCGCGGCGGCGGACGCGAUCAAGCACCACGCGACGGUGCCCAUCUCGAUCCACCUGGACCACGCGCAGGACGAGGCGCUGAUACGGCGCGCGGCCGACACGCUGCCGUUCGACAGCAUCAUGGUCGACAUGUCGCACUUCGAGAAAGAGGAGAACCUGGCCAAGACGCGCGAAUUGGUCGCGUACUGCCACGCGCGGAAGAUCGCGACGGAGGCCGAGCCCGGCAGGAUUGAAGGUGGUGAGGAUGGUGUUAUGGACACCGAGGGCCUCGAGGGGAGCAAGACGACGGUUGAGGAGGCGCAUGAUUUCGUUGCGACGGGCGUCGAUGUGCUGGCGCCCGCGAUUGGGAAUAUUCAUGGCGAGUACGGGCCCGCGGGCCCGCAGCUGGAUUUUCAGAGAAUGAACGACCUGGUAGCUGCAGUGCAGGGCAAGGUUCGGAUAGCGCUGCACGGCACCAACGGCUUCAAGCCCGAGUUGGUGCAGCAACUUGUUGCAGCGGGCGUCUCCAAGAUCAACGUCAACAAGCUGGUGCUGGACGACUACCUCGAUCAUCUGGCGGCUACGGCGGGCAAGGUUCCGCAGACGGUUUUGAUGGAGCAAGGUACGGAGAAGGUCAUCUCGCUCACUGCGGAAUGGAUGAGGCAUUGUGGCUCGGCCGGGAAGGCAUAG
Lasiodiplodia theobromae is the source of this 867-nucleotide messenger RNA. Its product is annotated as Ketose-bisphosphate aldolase class-2. Gene Ontology annotation, biological process: carbohydrate metabolic process. The record is from RefSeq and is a predicted model, not a curated record. Gene Ontology annotation, molecular function: zinc ion binding; aldehyde-lyase activity. The transcript is spliced from 2 exons. NCBI's taxonomy places the organism in Eukaryota, Fungi, Ascomycota, Dothideomycetes, Botryosphaeriales, Botryosphaeriaceae. Bases 1 to 867 code for a protein of 288 amino acids.